Molecule: messenger RNA, 4183 nt
Organism: Vespula pensylvanica (western yellowjacket)
Lineage: Eukaryota; Metazoa; Arthropoda; Insecta; Hymenoptera; Vespidae
Gene: Hr3
Product: probable nuclear hormone receptor HR3
Exons: 8
Coding region: 1356-2879 (507 amino acids)
Biological process (GO): regulation of transcription by RNA polymerase II
Cellular component (GO): nucleus
Molecular function (GO): RNA polymerase II cis-regulatory region sequence-specific DNA binding; zinc ion binding; nuclear receptor activity
Source: RefSeq, a predicted model, not a curated record
CGACGACGACGACGACGACGACGACGACGACGACGACGACGACGACGACGACGACGACGACGACGACGACGACGACGACGACGACGACGACGACGACGACGACAAAGUGAAUCGACGAGUCGUUCUUUGAACGAGACCCACUGACCUAUCGACUCACUGAGCGGUUUCUUCUCCCCUCUUUCUAUCCGUCCACCCUUCGUAUACAACCCUCCUCGUCGUCAUCAACGUCGUCAUCGUCGUCGUCGUGUUGGUUGAUCGUCCUCGCGUCCAGGACGUUCUCCUCCUUCCCUCUUCCCUCCUCCUCCUCCUUCUCCUCCUCCUCCUCCUCCUCCUUCUACCUUUUUUCCCCUCCUCCUCUUUCUCAUCUAUCACGCUCGGUAUCGUUUUCAUCGGGUGCGUCGAACCUUUCGAACUUUACCGACGUUUCGUCCCUUCGAGUAUACGAAAGGUGAAAAAAGGCUGCCUGUAGCAGGUAUUCCGAAAAUCUCGAACGUAAUCGAUGUCACGUACUUCGAGAUCGAGAGAUCAUCGUGUUCGCUGGAACUCCAUGCCUUCUGACUGGAACUCUUUGAGAUCUUGUCAUAGUAGCGAGUAUCGAGAACCGCGAGAAAUUCGCGGUACGUCGACGAAAACAAGAACAAGGGAGGAAAAGUUUUGCAUCGCGAGGAAGAAAAGGACAAGCUCGCGAUUCGCGACGCCGAGGGCAUGGCGUCGAGAAUUGGCGCUUUCGACUUCCUGCCACAACUGACGCCGUUAUCCUUCGCGAGAUCGACGACUCCUCCUUCUCGUCGUCGCGUUCAACGAUAGGCCGAGCACGUCGAGAAGCGUAUGCCGCCUGUAUCGAUCGUUCGUUUGUUAAAUUAUUAAACACGUCGUUUACGAAGAAACAUAAGAGAAAAAGUCUGAUUUCGCAACAACAACAACAACAACAAUAACAACAACAACAACAACAAACAAGAAGAAACUACUGAUAAGAAGAAGGUAGUAAUCGAGAAGAGCAAUAGACACGACGUACGUAACUUCAAGUGAUAGAAACGCAAACGAGGGUUACGGAACGUGUCAGACUGACAUCGAGACAUUAAGGGGAAACUGUCGUCGCGAAAAACUUUAAGUAUUCACGGACGAGCGCGCGCGGCCGACCGUGAAACCGUCGUGCCGCUUUAAAAUCGAGACCGAUCGGAGUCCGGUCCUACAACGAAGAAAAGAACAAAUCAGCGGGACGAAGAGGACUGCGUUUGAGUCCUUCUCUAUCUCUCUUGGUCUUCCUCUUAUCGAUGAACUGAGAGGAAGAAGAAAAAAUAAAGCGACGAAGAAAGAAAAGAUACGUAACAAUAAAGCGAAAAAGGAAACAAAAAAUGGCAGAGAGUGCGGCGAGUCCAGGUAGCGUGCAGGUCGCUGCCAAUAGUCCGCAGCAACAACAACAGCAACAGCAACAGCAAACGCAGCAACCACCGGAUAUAAGCAGUUCGCAGCUAGCUUCGCCACCGAUCACGGGAACAGCCCAGAUCGAGAUAAUCCCGUGCAAGGUGUGCGGCGACAAGAGCAGCGGCGUUCAUUACGGUGUUAUCACCUGCGAGGGUUGCAAAGGUUUCUUCAGGCGGUCCCAAUCGUCCGUCGUCAACUACCAAUGUCCGCGGAACAAAAACUGCGUGGUCGACCGUGUAAACAGAAACCGGUGCCAGUAUUGCCGCUUGCAAAAGUGCCUACGCCUCGGCAUGUCCAGAGAUGCCGUUAAAUUCGGGCGUAUGUCAAAGAAGCAGCGGGAGAAGGUCGAGGAUGAGGUCAGGUUUCAUAGGGCACAAAUGAGAGCGGCCUCUGAAACGGCUCCCGAUAGCAGUGUGUUCGAGCAUCAAACGCCCAGCAGUUCGGAUCAGCACCACCCUUACAACGGCGGGUACCCGUACGGUGGGAGCGAGUACGCUUCGCCCGGACCCGGUACGGGUGGUUCCGGUUAUUACAAUCAUCAAGCGAUGACGAAUUACGAGCUGAGCGCCGAUUACGUCGACAGUACGACGGCCUACGACCCUAGGCCGACGCAGACGCAAGUGGCGGACACCGUCGCACCAGACACACCCUCCGCGGUUACGGCAACCGGAGUACUUCCCAGUGUGGUCACCACCGAUCCAGCACAGAUCAGUGAGCUCCUCUCAAAGACGAUAGCGGACGCACACGCGAGAACGUGCCUGGUGUCGACGGAACAGAUACAGGAGUCAUUCCGGAAGCCUCACGACCUCUCCAGAUUGCUCUACUACAAGAACAUGGCGCACGAGCAACUUUGGCUCGAAUGUGCCCAAAAGUUAACCACUGUUAUCCAGCAGAUCAUCGAGUUCGCUAAAAUGGUCCCUGGAUUCAUGAAGCUCUCGCAGGACGACCAAAUUGUUCUACUCAAGGCCGGUUCCUUCGAGUUGGCUGUGCUACGAAUGAGCAGGUACCUCGAUCUCCAGCAAAAUUGCGUCCUCUACGGCGACACGAUGUUGCCUCAGGACGCGUUCUACACGACGGACACGGCGGAAAUGAAGCUGGUUUCCUGCGUGUUCGAGCUGGCUAGAAGCGUUGCCGAAUUGAAGCUAACCGAAACGGAGUUGGCGCUUUAUAGCGCGGCGGUAUUACUCAGUCCCGAUCGGCCGGGACUGAAGGGAUUGGCGGAAAUCACGAGGCUUUCGCAGGCGGUGAUACGGGCACUGAGGUCGGAGCUGGACCGGAAUCACGUGUCACCGAUAAAAGGCGACGUCACCGUGUGCGACGCGAUCCUCGCGAAGAUUCCGCAACUGCGGGAGAUCUCGCUCUUACACAUGGACGCCCUGGCGAAGUUCAAACGGUCGCAGCCGCACCUCGAGUUUCCGGCCCUUCACAAAGAGCUUUUCAGCGUCGACAGCUGAACGAUCGACGCGACGCAGGGCGUCCCGACGCUGACAAACAAAGCGGAACGCGAAUAGCGCGGGGCCUUGCUCUGUCGAGAUAAUUUCCUUCGUAAAGAACGUAUUGGGCCUUAAAUAAACAUAACAUUGUUAUAUAUAAAGUAUACAUAAAAAAGCAACAUAAAGUAUAUAUAAAAGAUAUAUAGAAGUAUAUAUAUAUGUAUAUACACACACACACAUAUAUAUAUAUAUAUACAAAUAUAAGAUAUAUUAUAUAUAUAUAUAUAGAGAGAGAGAGAGAGAGAGAAAAAUCGAGCGUGAGAGUGUGCAAAAGUGUGACAGCGAACGGAACAAAAUGUAAGAGAACGUGAGAGAGUGAGAAUGAUAAGCAGAACAAAAUAUCGAACGAGAGCGUAAAGUGAGAUAUCGGUUGUUACGAUACAUACAUAAAGUAUAUAUUGUAUUAACUAACAAAAAAAAAAUAAAAUAAUCUGGUUGAGUCCACCAGGAUAGCCUUAGGACGAGUAUCGUUAACUCGAGGACUGCCGUAAACAUGAACAUUUUGACCGAGUCGCUAUCUCGACGUAGACACCGAAAUAUAUGUAAAUGCAGGCGAUAUAAAUGAAAAGAAAAAAAAAGAAAAAAAAAUAAACACGUAUACACACGAAGUGAGAAAGAUUGCAAGAUCGAACUAGAGAAAGACGGAAGAGAAACAAGAGAAAUCCAUUUGAUCGAGACGACAAAGACAACUAGAGUAACGACGAAGCCGAGAGGGUCGAGUCGAGCGUAUCGAUUAGAAGCAACGAUCUCCCCUUUUUGUUAUCACGAAAAUGAAACUCGAGACUAAAAGUUAAAAAGGAAAAAAAAGCCGAAAAACCUACGGAAAAGAAAAGAAAAAAAAAAAAAAAAGAAAGAAAAUAUUACAUAUACACGCAUGGCCGAUGCUCACGUUCGACCGAUCCUCCGACCUCUUCCAUUACACACCUUUCAGUAGUGAUUCGUUAGUUCUGAGCUACUCUAUGAAUAAUACAUUAUAAUUACAUAAAUAUGCAUACAUACAUAUAUAAUAAAAAAAAAUAAAAAAUAAAAAAAAAUAUAUUUUGGCGGCACGGUCAAAAUUCGUCAAUCCUCGAGCCCUCGAGCGGGGAUUAAAAAUACGUUUAGAUAAUUUUGUCCUGGGACUAGCCUGGACGGUCACAGAAUGCGAAACACGUACACGUACACGUACACGUACAGAAACACGUACAGAUCAUGCACAGAGAAAAUACAUACACGUGAAAAACACAGAUCCGUACGGAAAGGGACAGUACACGUACAUAUACACA